This is a messenger RNA of Morus notabilis, 812 nucleotides long. RefSeq names its product histidine-containing phosphotransfer protein 4. Gene Ontology annotation, biological process: phosphorylation; cytokinin-activated signaling pathway; phosphorelay signal transduction system. Gene Ontology annotation, cellular component: cytoplasm; nucleus. Lineage: Eukaryota; Viridiplantae; Streptophyta; Magnoliopsida; Rosales; Moraceae. Gene Ontology annotation, molecular function: histidine phosphotransfer kinase activity; protein histidine kinase binding. The coding region runs from base 109 to 552 and encodes 147 amino acids. The transcript is spliced from 6 exons. The record is from RefSeq and is a predicted model, not a curated record.
AUGAGUUUCUUUGCUCCUUUUCAGGACAGUUAAAACUAUUCGCUGUCAUUAUCUUCUAUUUUCUCAGAUUUUUUUUUUCUUUUUUUUUUUGGGUCAGUUCAACUAAAGAUGGACAGAAAUCAGUUGCAACGCCAGGUUGCUCUAAUGAGGAGUUCCCUGAUUGAACAGGGUUACCUGGAUGAGCAACAAUUCCUUCAAUUGGAGGAUUUGCAGGACGAUGUUAAUCCUAAUUUUGUGGAGGAAAUUGUAACAUUGUUUUAUAAAGACUCGGCCAGACUUUUCCACAACAUAGAACAGGCACUGAAGAGUAGACCCGUUGAUUUCGCUAAGCUGGAUAAUUACAUGCACCAGUUUAGGGGUAGUACCUCCAGUAUUGGAGCUAUAAAGGUCAAGAAUGAAUGCAAUCAAUUCAAGGAAUUUUGUUUGGCAGGAAAUGCUGAGGGAUGCGCAAGGGCUUUUCAGAAAGUGAAACAAGAGCAUGAGACUUUAAGGACCCAGCUUGAGACUUAUUUCAAGUUAAGAAGGCAAGCUGGAUUGGCAGAGACUGUCUAAGGUGCCGAGUUAAUGAUACGUAAAGAGAUCAUAAAUAACCUUCAAAGUGUCAUUCUGUAGUGGCAUUUACAAGGCACUGCCAUCAUCAUGGAAAUAGUUUAGGGAAAAUAUAUAUGUAAUAUAUAUGUUUUCUCUUGUUUGCAACUCAGUUAUGCUCUAGAAAAAUAUGGACGUUUUUCACUACUAAUAAUGCAAAUGUUUGAUCUGUUCUAUGAUUUUGAUCCUCAUGAUUGAAUCUUAUAUAUCAACUUUUUCUCUUA